Messenger RNA from Phalaenopsis equestris, 8385 nucleotides. RefSeq lists its product as uncharacterized. Gene Ontology annotation, biological process: protein phosphorylation. Gene Ontology annotation, cellular component: plasma membrane. Gene Ontology annotation, molecular function: protein kinase activity; ATP binding; protein binding. Lineage: Eukaryota; Viridiplantae; Streptophyta; Magnoliopsida; Asparagales; Orchidaceae. The record is from RefSeq and is a predicted model, not a curated record.
AUGCCCCCAUUUAUUUAUUCUUCGUUGCCUUCGUCUUGGCCCAACCCACAACCAAUGCUCCACUCCCUUUACUUCUUCCUCCUCCCGUUGCUCCUUUCUUCAUCUCCCUCAUUCCCGGCUUCCCCUUCCCCUUCCCCUUCCCCUUCCCCUUGCCCUCUCCUCUCCUUCCUUCAAACACUUUCUCUCCCCCCACCGUGGAACGAAACGCUCCCUCCCUGCCGCUUGCCCGGCGUUUCCUGCAACACCGCAGGCGACAUCGUUGCCCUCAACCUCUCCGGCCUCAGCAUCUCCACACCCCUUGCCGCUGCCGCACAUUACCUUGUCCUUCUCCCCUCCCUCCGCUCUCUCGAUCUCUACCUCAACCACUUCACCGGCACCAUUCCCUCUUCCCUCUUCCUCUCCCUUCGCCUUCGCUACCUCGACCUCGGCCUAAACUUCCUUGAAGGCCCCAUUCCCUCUUCUCUCUUCCUCUCCCUUCACCUUCGCCACCUCGACCUCGGCAAAAACUUCCUCAACGGCACCAUUCCCAAAGAAAUCUCCUUUUCCGUUGAUCUGGAGUACCUCUCUCUGUACGGGAAUUUUCUCACCGGCGAUAUCCCGCCGGAGCUUGCUCUCCUUCCGAAUCUCAGGUAUAUUUAUCUUAAUGAAAACAAUCUCACCGGGCGACUUCCGAAUUUCCCUUCUCAUUGCUCCGUCUCUGUGCUCUACCUCUAUUCGAACAUUCUCUCAGGGCCAAUUCCUACGAGUUUGUUCAAUUGCCAUAAUCUGACCGACCUUGCUCUCUCCUUUAAUCGUCUUGGAGGAUCGGUGCCUGACUUGUUUGAUGAAAUGCCGGCGCUCGAGCAUCUUUUUCUCGUUGACAAUGGUUUUGUGGGUGAAAUACCCAGGAGUUUGGGGAAGCUUGCGAAUUUGACUUCAGCGUUGCUUGCUAUGAAUCAUUUCAAUGGAAGCGUGCCUGAAGAGAUUGGAGGUUGCCGUGCACUGGAAUCCCUCAUUGUUUGGGGGAACCAACUCUCUGGGACGAUUCCAUCACAGUUAGGGAAGUUAGGCAGUUUGACUUCUCUUAUUUUAGCAGAAAAUCAGCUCGUUGGUCCUGUGCCUGCGCAUGUGGGCAACUGCAGCUCUUUGGAGGAGCUUAAGCUUCAUGAAAAUUUCAUUGCAGGUCCGAUUCCCUCAGAGCUCGCCAAGCUCCGGAACCUAAAAGCGCUCUGGCUUUUUGAUAAUCUGCUUGAGGGAACAAUACCUCCUGAGAUAGGGAAGUUAAGUGCUCUUUGGGAUUUGCAGCUUUAUAACAAUUGCUUGACGGGAACCAUUCCUUCAGAGAUUACUCAUCUGCGGAAACUUCAAUACCUCUCAUUAGCCCACAAUAAUCUCACUGGACAGCUACCUUCAGACCUUGGGAGAAGCACUGAGAAUGGUUUUAUCAAGCUGGACUUGACAGGAAACGAUUUCUAUGGCCCAAUUCCAUCUGGACUCUGCUCAGGUAACAAUCUUACUAAUCUUGGAAUUGGGAAGAAUCGAUUCAACGAUAGCUUUCCGGUUCAAAUCGCUCGUUGUUCAUCUCUUAGGAGGGUGAUACUGAGUAAAAAUCAUCUUCAAGGAAUAAUACCAGAAAAUUUGAGUUUGAAUUCAGGAAUAUCAUAUCUUGAUCUCAGUAACAACCUUUUUGAAGGGCAAAUACCACAAAGUUUCGCCCUUUGGCACAAUCUCACAAUGCUAGACAUUUCAAUCAAUUUUUUCUCAGGGCCUAUACCUGAUUUUUCUAAGCUCUCAAAUUUACGGACGCUACAACUGUCUUCUAAUAGGUUGACCGGCACGAUACCUCCGCAACUGGCUAACUGCGUACAGCUUCUUAAGUUGGACAUCAGCCAGAAUCUUGUUUCAGGAAGUAUUCCACUUCAGCUUGUGAGACUUGAAAAGUUGAUAUUUUUGAUUCUCUCUGGGAACAGGCUGACAGGCCAUAUUCCUGAUGGGUUUACAUCAAGCCAAGAUCUUUUAGAGUUACAACUUGGUAAAAACUUGCUUGAAGGAUCAAUUCCUUAUUCUUUAGGAAAUCUUCAGUAUAUCACUGUAGCUUUGAAUCUCAGCAAUAAUAAGCUGACAGGUGAGAUUCCCAGCAGUCUCAGUACGCUUGAUAAGCUUGAGAUUCUAGAUCUUUCAGGAAAUUCUCUAACAGGUCAUAUACCUUCUGGGUUGACCAACAUGGUGUCUCUUUCUUUUGUUAACGUGUCUUUUAAUAAAUUAUCAGGCAUACUUCCUGCCAGUUGGGUUAAAUUUGCAGCAUCAUCACCUGAGUUAUUUAUGGGGAACCCUGACUUGUGUAUACAGAGUGAUGAUGGGAAUUACUGCCAGAAAGCACUGAAACACAGGGGAAACAAAACUAAUUUUUUUGUUUUAUUCAUGGUAUUACUUGGCCUGUUUUUGCUUCUAGCUGUAUUUUGCGCGGCCAAUUGCUUCAGAUUGAGAUAUUGCUCUUAUAUGGCAUCAAAUCGUCGUGCAAAUUUCGUAGCGGCUUUGCCUGAAGACCUCACAUAUGAGGAUAUAAUUCAGGCAACGGAAGGAUUGAGCGAAAAGUAUGUGAUUGGAAGGGGAAGGUAUGGGACAGUUUAUAAAAUACAGAUUGGUAUGGGAAAUCACUGUUGGGCUAUUAAAAAGGUUGACUUGUCCGAGCCAAGCUUCUCUAAUGAGAUGAAGAUUUUGAACUUAGUGAGGCAUAGAAACCUUGUGAGAAUGGCUGGUUAUUGUAUAAGAGAUGGAUUUGGGAUGAUUGUUUAUGAGUACAUAUUUGGUGGAUCUCUCUUUGAUGUGCUGCACCAGAAGAUGAAGCCACAGGUUCCGCUAGAAUGGGAGGUUCGUCAUCGUAUAGCUCUAGGAAUAGCUCAAGCUCUGUCCUAUCUUCACCAUGAUUGUGUUCCUCAGGUCAUCCAUAGAGAUCUUAAAUCAAGCAAUAUACUGUUAGACUCGGAAAUGGAGCCAAAGAUUGGAGACUUUGGAAUAUCAAAAUUGAUGGAUAGUGCUAGUUGUAGUUCAGAUUUAAGCUCAGCAAAAUCUUCAAUUGUGGGCACUCUUGGCUACAUUGCUCCAGAAAAUGGAUACUCAACAAGAUUGAAUGAGAAGAUUGAUGUUUUCAGCUAUGGAGUUGUUGUUUUAGAGCUUCUAUGCAGAAAAAUGUCGGUGGAUCCAAGCUUUGAAGAUGGUGUUGAUAUUGUUACCUGGAUGAAUACGAACCUGCAGAAUGCCAAAAAUUUGGACCUUUUGCAUUUCCUUGAUGAGGAGAUUUGGUAUUGGAUGGACAAUGAGAAGGCUAAUGCUCUGAAACUGUUGGAAUUGGCUAUGUGGUGCGCUCAAUCUUCAAGUGAAUCUCGUCCUUCCAUGAGAGAAGUUGUGGGAAUCUUGAUGAAGUUAAAAUGCUAUUUGGUUCACUUCCACUCUGCUCGCGAGGUCCGCUAUGCUCGCUGGCUCCGCUGGCUCGCUCAGUUCUGCUUCAGCAUAUGUCCCUUAUCUGAUAUAUUAGUCAUAUCUAACAGAGCGAAGGAGGAUUCACUGAUUUUGUGGCGGCAUCCGGCGAAGUUCUACGACGAUUUGGUGCAAGAGGCUUUGGUGAGAAGCAGUUUGAGGCCAGAGGAGAUUCGCGAAGGAGGAGGCUCUGCAAAGCAGUUCGCGAUUGGCGGAGGAGAUCUCGUUCGCGGGAAGAAGAUCGGGCCAGAUCGCGAGUUUGCGAAGCCUUGUUCAGCAGUUUCGGCAGUUCGUCUUUUAAACCUGUGCUGGAGGCUGAAGGAAAGAUCCUGGAAGCACCGCAGUGAGAAGGAGCGGAGGCAAUUUCACAGGGGAGAGGAGUUCUGUGGUGAACAUGAGAAGUACCCAAAUUCUGCGGAUUGUUCGCAAGGGAGGCAGGCUCGCGGGAACGAACAGGUGCGAAGCAGUUCGAAUAAAAGGCUGCGGCAGUUCGGCGAGUUCUGCUUCGGGGAGUUCGCGCUAAAGGAGCAUUUGCGAACAAAGGAGUUCGGUGGUGUUCUGCCAGCGGAGUUCGCAAGUUUGUCGCAUGUAGAGUUGCGACAGGUGGUGCUCGACCAGCCGAGUUUGCAAGUUUGUCGCAGGAGGAGUUGCGGCAGGUGCAGUUGCGACAGGUGCUGCUCGGCCAGCGGAGUUCGCAAGUUUGUUGCAUGUAAAGUUGCAGCAGAUGCAAUUGCAACAUGUGAGGUUUUGCCAGCGGAGUUUGUAGAGUUGCGGCAGGUGCAGUUGCGACAGGUUGUGCUCGGUCAGCGGAGUUCGCAAGUUUGUCGCAGGAGAAAUUGUGACAUGUGGAGUUUGACUGGUGUUCGCAGUAGAGUUGCGACAAGUGCAGUUGUGACAGGUAGUGUUCGCCAGCGGAGUUCGCAAGUGGAGUUUGGCUGGUGUCCGCAGUAUUUCAGCCGAAUUUUUGUGCAAACAGGAAAGGUAGCAAGUUUGUCGCAGGAGGAGUUGCGACAGGUGCAGUUACGGCAGGUGGUGUUCGCCAGCGGAGUUCGCAAGUUUGUCGCAGGAGAAAUUGCGACAGACAGAGUUCGUGAAUUUCACGGAUUGUUCACAGGGUUGGCGCAUGUGACAGAUGGAGUUUGGCUGGUGUCCGCAGUAUUUCAGCUGAAUUUUUGUGCGAACAGGAAAGGUACUUCGUGUGAAAGAUUUGAUUCACGAAUCACAGGAAAUUGCAGGAAAAUUGCUGCAAUUGGCAGAGGAAAUUUCAGAUGUGUAACCCUAUGGCCGAACCCACUACCAAUGCUGCACUCCCUGUACUUCUUCCUCCUCUUCCCAUUGCUCCUUUCUUCAUCCCCCUCCCUCCCAUCUUCCGCUUCCCCUUCCGCUUCCCCUCUCCUCCCCUUCCUUCGAACACUUUCUCUCCCUCCACCGUGGAACGAAACUCUCCCUCCAUGCCGUUUGCCCGGCGUUUCGUGCACCACCGCAGGCGACAUCGUUGCCCUCAACCUCUCUGGCCUCAGCAUCUCCACGCCUCUGUCGGCCGCCGCACAACACCUCGUUCUUCUCCCCUCCCUCCGCUCUCUCGAUCUCUCCCUUAACCACCUCACCGGCAACAUUCCCUCUUCCCUCUUCCUCUCCCUUCGCCUUCGCUACCUCCACCUCGGCCAAAACUUCCUCAGCGGCCCCAUUCCCAAAGAAAUCUCCUUUUCCAUUGAUCUGGAGUACCUCUAUCUGUACAAGAAUUUACUCACCGGUGAUAUCCCGCCAGAGCUUACUCUCCUUCCGAAUCUCAGGUAUCUUUAUCUUAAUGAAAACAAUCUCACCGGGGGACUGCCGAAUUUUCCUUCUCAUUGCUCCGUCUCUGUGCUCUACCUCCAUUGGAACUUUCUCUCGGGCCCGAUUCCUACGAGUUUGUUCAACUGCCAUGAUCUAACCGAGCUUGUUCUCUCCUUUAAUCGUUUUGAAGGAUCGGUGCCUGACUUGUUUGAUGAAAUGUCCGGGCUCGAGCUUCUUUAUCUCGAUGACAAUGGUUUUGUGGGUGAAAUACCCAGGAGUUUGGGGAAGCUUGGGAAUUUGACCUCAGCGAUGCUUUCUAAGAAUCAUUUCAUUGGAAGCGUGCCUGGAGAGAUUGGAGGUUGCCGUGCACUGAAAUCCCUCAAUGUUUGGGGGAACCACCUCUCUGGGACGAUUCCAUCACAAUUAGGGAAGUUAGGCAGUCUGAAGUCUUUUAGUUUAGCAGAUAAUCAGCUCGUUGGUCCUCUGCCUGCGCAGAUUGGCAACUGCAGCUCUUUGGAAGAGCUUGAGCUCCAGGACAAUCUCAUUGCUGGUCCGAUUCCCUCAGAGCUCGCCAAGCUCAAGAACCUAAAAAAGCUCUGGCUUUUUAAUAAUCUGCUUGAGGGAACAAUACCUCCUGAGAUAGGGAAGUUGAGAGCUCUUUGGAAUUUGCAGCUUUAUAACAAUCGCUUGACGGGAACCAUUCCUUCAGAGAUUACUCAGCUGCAGAAACUUCAAUGCCUCUCACUAGCCCACAAUAAUCUCACUGGACAGCUGCCUUCGGACCUUGGGAGAAGCACUGAGAGUGGUUUGAUCAAGCUGGACUUGACAGGAAAUCAUUUCUAUGGCCCAAUUCCUUCUGGACUCUGCUCAGGUAACAAUCUAACUGUUCUUGUAAUUGGGCAGAAUCGAUUCAACGAUAGCUUUCCUGUUCAAAUCGCACGUUGUUCGUCUCUUAGGAGGGUGAUACUGAGUAAAAAUCAUCUUCAAGGCAUAAUUCCAGAAAGUUUGAGUUUGAAUUCAGGAAUAUCUUACCUUGAUCUCAGUAACAACCUUUUUGAAGGGCAAAUACCACAAAGUCUGGCCCUUUGGCACAAUCUCACAAUGCUAGAUAUUUCAAUCAAUUAUUUCUCAGGUUCUAUACCUGAUUUUUCUAAGCUCUCAAAUUUACGGAUGCUACAACUGUCUUCUAAUAGGUUGACCGGCACAAUACCUCCCCAACUGGCUAACUGCGUAGAGCUUCUUACGUUCAACAUCAGCCAGAAUCUUGUUUCAGGAAGUAUUCCACUUCAGGUCUUGAGACUGGAAAAGUUGAAGUUUUUGAUUCUCUCUGGGAACAGGCUUACAGGUCAUAUUCCUGAUGUGUUUUCAUCAAGGCAAGAUCUUUUAGAGUUACAACUUGGUAAAAACUUGCUUGAAGGAUCAAUUCCUUAUUCUUUAGGAAAUCUUCAGUAUAUCACUGUAGCUUUGAAUCUCAGCAACAAUAGGCUGACAGGUGAGAUUCCCAGCAGUCUCAGUAAGCUUGAUAACAAGCUUGAUAAGCUUGAGAUUUUAGAUCUUUCAGGAAAUUCUCUAACAGGUCAGAUACCUUCUGAGUUGACCAACUUGGUGUCUCUUUCUUUUGUUAACGUGUCUUUUAAUAAAUUAUCAGGCAUACUUCCUGCCAGUUGGGUUAAAUUUGCAGCAUCAUCACCUGAGUUAUUUAUGGGGAACCCUGUCUUGUGCAUACAGAGUGAUGAUGGGAAUUACUGCCAGAAAGCAAUGAAACAUAGGGGAAACAUAACCAAAUUUUUUGUUUUGUUCAUGGUAUUACUUGGCCUCUUUUUGCUUCUAGCUGGAUUUUGCGCUGCCAGUUGCUUCAGAUCGAGAUAUUGCUCUUAUAUGGCAUCAAAUCGUCGUACAGAUUUCGUAGCGGAUUUGCCUGAAGAUUUGCCUGAAGACCUCACAUAUCUCACAUAUGAAGAUAUAAUGCGAGCAACGGAAGGAUUGAGCGAAAAGUAUGUGAUUGGAAGGGGAAGGUAUGGGACUGUUUAUAAAACACAGAUUGGUAUGAGAAAUCACUGUUGGGCUGUUAAAAAGGUGGACUUGUCGGAGCCAAGCUUCUCUAAUGAGAUGAAGAUUUUGAACUUAGUUAGGCAUAGAAACCUUGUGAGAAUGGCUGGAUAUUGUAUAAGAAAUGGAUUUGGGAUGAUUGUUUAUGACUACAUGCUUGGUGGGUCUCUCUUUGAUGUGUUGCACCAGAAGAAGAAGCCACAGGUUCCGCUAGACUGGGAGGUUCGUCAUCGUAUGGCUCUAGGAAUAGCUCAAGGUUUGUCCUAUCUUCACCAUGAUUGUGUUCCUCAGGUCAUCCAUAGAGAUCUUAAAUCAAGCAAUAUACUGUUGGACUCCGAAAUGGAGCCAAAGAUCGGAGACUUUGGAACGUCCAAAUUGAUGGAUAGUAUUAGUUUUUGCUCAGACUUAAGCUCACCAAAAUCUUCAAUUGUGGGCACUCUUGGCUACAUUGCUCCAGAAAAUGGAUACUCAACAAGAUUGAAUGAGAAGAGUGAUGUUUUCAGCUACGGAGUUGUUCUUUUAGAGCUUCUCUGCAGAAAAAUGUCGGUGGAUCCAAGCUUUGAAGAUGGCGUUGAUAUUGUUACCUGGAUGGAUACAAACCUGCAGAAUGCCAAAAAGUUGGACAUUUUGUGUUUCCUUGAUGAGGAGAUUUGGUAUUGGAUGGACAAUGAGAAGGCUUGUGCUCUGAAACUGUUGGAAUUGGCUAUGUCGUGCACUCAAUCUUCAAGUGAAUCUCGUCCUUCCAUGAGAGAAGUUGUGGGAAUCUUGAUGAAGUUGUGGGCAUCUUGAUGCCUUAAAAUGCUACGCUGGCGUUCUCCAUUUCAGUCUCAGGGGAGAUCAAGCUAGUGUUAUAGUACUUAAACAAGGCCUCUUGGUUUUUCACCUCUUAGGUUUAUACGUAACCACUUUUUUUAAGAAUUUAUAGUGUGUUUAUGCAUAUCUAAAAGGAAUGCUACAAUGAUAAACUCCUAAUCUGUCAUAGUGAUUGUUGAAUUUUAAUUUGUCCGUGAAUCACACCCAAAACAAUAAAGCGUAAGAAAGAACAGUGAACACCAAUCAACAAUAAUGCAUGUUAUCUAUCUCCCUAAUUUUCUUAUAAAAUCA